Molecule: messenger RNA, 2034 nt
Organism: Macadamia integrifolia
Lineage: Eukaryota; Viridiplantae; Streptophyta; Magnoliopsida; Proteales; Proteaceae
Product: probable GABA transporter 2
Exons: 7
Coding region: 324-1688 (454 amino acids)
Cellular component (GO): plasma membrane
Source: RefSeq, a predicted model, not a curated record
UUUCCUUUUCUUGGGCAAUAACUUCCAACAAGAUUGAUCCAUUCUGGAUCUUGGUCUAUCAUUGCCGUUUUUAUUGGUUUUCAUUAAAUAAAGGGCAAAACAGAGAGGACCACCAUAACCCUCUCUGUGGAGUCUGGAGUCUCUGGGCUCUCGAAGAAGCUCUCAAUUCAAAGGAAAAGGUCUGAAAGAGCAGAGAGGCCAGAAGGGGAGCGACGUGUCUGGCUUCUUCACUCCAACGCCUUCCACUUGGAAACCCUUCUCAGGGCAUCUUCUGUGUAUAUAUUUGUGUGAGUUAAUUAACCCAGAAUUCACACACAUUAGUAAUGGAUGAAGAGAUUUCAAAACCCAGAGGUUUACCAGAGGAGAAUGGCCGGGAAAAUGAUGCCGGAGUUCAGUUUGUUCUUGAAUCGAAAGGGAAGUGGUGGCACGCAGGGUAUCAUUUGACGACGGCGAUAGUAGGUCCGACGAUAUUGGCGUUGCCGUACACAUUUAGUGGGAUGGGAUGGGCGGUGGGAUUCCUCUGUUUAACGGUUAUAGGACUCGUCACCUUUUAUGCCUAUUAUCUAAUGUCAAAGGUCCUCGAUCACUGCGAGAAACAAGGUCGCCGUCAUUUUCGCUUCCGGGAACUCGCCGCCGACGUCUUCGGUUCCGGGUGGAUGUUUUAUUUUGUAAUCAUCGUCCAAACAGCUGUCAACACCGGAGUUGCCAUUGGUACUAUAUUGCUUUCCGGAGAAUGUAUUGAGAUUGUGUACUCAAGUAUUUACCCGGAUGGACCCUUGAAACUAUAUGGGUUCAUAGCAAUGGUGACAGUGGCUAUGAUGUUUCUCUCCCAAUUUCCAAGCUUUCACUCCUUGAGAUACAUUAACUUCAUCUCACUUCUUCUAUGCCUCAGCUACACUUCUCUGGUGGUUGGUGCAUGCAUUCAUGCAGGUCUCUCCAAAAAUGCCCCUCCCAAAGACUACUCUUUAGACCCUUCAAAAUCAAUAAGAACAUUCAAUGCUUUCACUUCCAUUUCCAUUUUGGCUGCCAUCUUUGGGAAUGGGAUACUACCAGAGAUACAAGCUACCCUAGCUCCACCAGCUACAGGGAAGAUGCUGAAAGGUCUCCUUAUGUGUUAUACUGUGAUAUUUUUCACCUUCUAUUCAGCCUCAAUUUCUGGAUAUUGGGCAUUUGGAAACCAAGCUAGUUCUAACAUUCUUAAGAGCCUAUUGCCGGAUAAUGGACCUGCACUGGCUCCAGUAUGGGUUGUUGGCCUUGCAGUCAUUUUUGUUCUCCUUCAGCUCUUUGCCAUUGGCCUGGUGUAUUCUCAAGUUGCCUAUGAGAUUAUGGAAAAGAAGUCAGCUGAUGUGAGUCAAGGAAUGUUCUCCAAAAGAAACCUAAUUCCAAGGCUACUUCUUAGAUCUCUGUAUAUCAUUUUUUGUGGGUUUUUUGCUGCAAUGCUUCCAUUCUUUGGAGAUAUAAAUGGGGUUGUAGGAUCCAUUGGUUUCAUUCCCUUAGAUUUUGUACUCCCAAUGCUUCUCUACAACAUGACCCAUAAACCUUCAAAAACAUCCUUUACCUAUUGGCUCAAUGUGUCCAUCAUGUUUGUCUUCACUGGGGCAGGUCUCUUGGGUGCCUUCUCUUCUAUAAGGAAGCUGGUUCUUGAUGCUAACAGUUUCAAGCUCUUUAGUAGUGAUGUUGUUGAUUGAUCUCUUGUGCUUUUUAUGUCUAGAUGAUCCAUUUUCAUGCAAGAAUCUAACAGAACCCUUCUGGCUGUUGACAGACAUUUCUGACAAAUUAGUUUCAAAGAGAGUUAUACUAAUUGUCUGUAACAUAUUUCAGUGAGUGUGAUUAGAUGGAAGAAAGGUUUCAUUUGGCCAGUAGAUGGGUUACUGGGUUAUAAGUUGCAACUUGUGAUAGAUGGAUUCAAUGACAGAUAUAAAGGCAUCGACAUAAUUCUUCCAACUGACCGUGAGAUCAGUGAAUCUGUAAAUUUGACAUGAUUUUUGUGGUAGGCUUUAGAUAGGUGAGAGUGUUAUUGUUCUUGUUUUGAAA